Messenger RNA from Euleptes europaea (tarantolino), 1149 nucleotides. It is a transcript of the gene PTGER1, whose product is annotated as prostaglandin E receptor 1. The transcript has 3 exons. Gene Ontology annotation, cellular component: plasma membrane. The record is from RefSeq and is a predicted model, not a curated record. Gene Ontology annotation, molecular function: prostaglandin E receptor activity; thromboxane receptor activity. Gene Ontology annotation, biological process: adenylate cyclase-activating G protein-coupled receptor signaling pathway; positive regulation of cytosolic calcium ion concentration; inflammatory response. Lineage: Eukaryota; Metazoa; Chordata; Lepidosauria; Squamata; Sphaerodactylidae. Bases 73 to 1149 code for a protein of 358 amino acids.
GGCUCGCGCGCCCUGGAGAGGCGGGACGGGACCUGCGAAAGAUGCCUGCUCCCGGAGGCCAUUACUGACAGGAUGUUUGCCAUCCACGCCCCCAAUGCAUCCCAGGCACCAGCUGCCAUCUCGUUGGCCAACACUUCAAUGCACCCAGAGUUGGUGAAGACCACCGCAAGCGCUUCAUCGCCUGCUGCCCCCAUUUUCUCUAUGACCCUGGGCGCUGUCUCCAAUCUGGUGGCACUGGCCAUCCUAGUACAAUCCUACGCCCGCUUCCGGCGCCGCUCCAAGGCCACCUUCCUGCUUUUUGCCAGCAGUCUGGUUAUAACUGACCUGGCAGGCCAUGUCAUCCCUGGCUCCUUUGUCUUGAGACUCUACGCCACGCGGCGUGGCUGGGCAGCCAUGGACCCUUCUGGAUCCCUCUGCCAGUUCUUUGGAGCCUGUAUGGUGUUCUUCGGACUAUGCCCGCUCUUUCUGGGCUGCAUCAUGGCAGUGGAGCGUUGUGUGGGCAUCACCCGUCCCCUGUUGCAUGCUGCCUUAGUCACACCGGGCCGGACAAAGCUGUCCUUGGUAGGAUUGUGGGUAGCCGCUCUGGCCAUCGCUCUGAUGCCUCUCUGUACCUUUGGGAGCUAUGUUGUUCAAGCUCCCGGCACUUGGUGCUUCAUCAAGGUGCGAGGAGCAGAAGCGUGGCCAGACGGGGCCUUUGCUCUCCUCUUCUCCUUGCUGGGCUUGGCCUCCUUGCUGGCCUCCCUCUUCUGCAACACGUUCAGUGGACUCAUCCUGGUGCGGGCCCGACUCCGUGGUCAGCGCAAAUGUGGGCACCGGCGGGCCAAGGCUCAUGACAUUGAGAUGGUUGUGCAGCUGGUGGGCAUCAUGGUGGUUUCCUGCAUCUGCUGGAGCCCCUUACUGGUCUUCGUCAUCCUAUCGGUGAGCAACUCCAGUGGUGCCGAUUACGAGCAGUUGCUAUUCCUCGGUGUGCGCCUGGCCUCCUGGAACCAGAUCUUGGACCCCUGGGUAUACAUCCUGCUUCGGCGUGCUGUGUUGCGCAAGAUUCUCGCUCUGUUUCUACGACGCACUGAUCUCAAGAUGGGCUUUGACCGCUGGGAGGCCAGCUCCUUCCGAAGCUCUGAGCGCAGCGUUGCUGUGGGCCGCCUCUAG